Molecule: messenger RNA, 2125 nt
Organism: Pelagomonas calceolata
Lineage: Eukaryota; Pelagophyceae; Pelagomonadales; Pelagomonadaceae
Source: the annotation of a GenBank genome assembly
CGGCCGCGACGCAAGCGACGCAAGCGAGCCCCAGUUGUGCUCGUCUACUUGAUUAAGAGCGUGCGCGCAGUGCGCUGGUACUCGUAAAAGCGCUAAAAGGCUCCAACGGGCCACGCCAUCGCGCGGCUUCACGCGAGUACAAAGUCUUGAGGUUAGCAGCAUCUACAGCAGCCAAUGCCCCCGCGGAAGCGCAAAAAGAAGGCCGCGGCCGCCAAGAAGGAGGAGGGCGAGGAGGAGCCUGUCGAGGAGGCCGAGGCCGAGGAGCCCGCCGCCAAGAAGCAGGAAACCGAGGCCGGCGAGGAGCCCGCAUUGGUACAUGUAGUGUCGUCGUCGGAGCCCGCGCCCGCCGCGCCGGCGCCGCCGCUCGACGCCGAGGUCGCGAGCCUGCUCGCGUCGGCCCGGGAGGCGGUCGCGCCGCAGCCGUCCGUGGUGUCCGCGCCGCCGCAGCCGUCGGUCGUACAAGCAGCACCGCAGCCGUCGUACCACGCUCAAUUAGCACAAGCGCGAGCCGCUCCGCAAUCCUCUUACUAUCCCCAACAAGUGCAAGGGUCGCCCGAUCCUUUACCCGGCGACGACACGAACCCCACGAAACUGUUCGUCGGCGGCCUGAGCAUGGUGACGUGCAAGGAAGACUUACAAGAGUACUUCGGGCGCUUCUCGGCGGUCCACGACGCGGUGAUCCAGAAGCACCGCAUGACCAAGCAAUCUAGAGGAUUUGGCUUCGUUACGGUGGCGUCGCGGAAAGCCGCAGACAGGAUUUUAGGACAAAAACAUGUACUGCAAGGAAGGACGCUCAACGUCACAAACUGCAAGGGCGAGAACCAGGGCGCCACGGGCGACGUCACGGGCCUGACAAAAUUGUAUGUUUCUGACUUGCGGCAGCACCACACGGAGCAGGAUUUGGAAGUAGCGUUUUCUCGUUUCGGCGCUUUAAGGGAGGUCGUCGUGAUGCGGCACCAGGACACGGGCGAGCCACGAGGGUUCGGCUUCGUGACCUUCGCCGAGCACGAGCAGGCCAAGGCGGCCGUGGCGUCUGGGUUUUGUACGCUAGGAGCCGAUCAGGCACGCUGCAAAGUCGUCUUCGCGUCGCCGCGGCCGCCGCCGCGGGGCGGGCCGCGCGGCCCGAUGUUUCCGCCCCGCGGACCGCCCGGGCCUGGUUAUGGCUAUGGAUAUCCGCCGCCACAGCCUGGGUACGGCUACGGGCCUCCGGGCGGCUACCCGCCGCCUCAACAGGGCUACGCGCCUCCCGGCCAGAGACAGCCGCCGCCGCGCCAGCCGGGCUACUCGUUCGUGCCCCAAGGUCCUCCACAGGGCCCGCCACAGGGCUACGGCGGCGGCGCACCACCGCCUUACCCGCCCUACCCGCAGCAAGGUGGUCAGGCGCCGCCGUACCCGCCGUAUCCACAGCAAGGCGGCCAGGCGCCCCCCUACCCGCCUUACCCUCAGCAGCAAGCACCGCAAGGCGCGCCGCCGGGCGCGCCGCCGCAGUACGGGGCACCGCCGCCCCAGGGCCAGUACGGCGGUCCUCCUCAGGGCUACGGAAACGCGCCGCCUCAGCAAUACGGCGGUUCGCCUCCUCAGGGCUACGGUGCGCCUCAGGGCCAACCGCAGUACGGCGCCCCGCCGGGACAGCCGUACGGCGGUGCUCCGCCCCAGGGACAACCGUAUGGCGCUCCGCCGCCGGCCCAACAACCAUCCCCGUACGACGGCGCGCCCGCCUACCCGGCCCGCGCCGACGGCGCACCGCCUCGACCCCCGGGCCCGUCGUACUGAGUUCGCUGAGACUAUUAUUCCGACGUUCGCCGAGACCUAUCGAGAUAUUAUGAUGAGACACUAAGAGACGAGAGACGACCCGCCGAGAUCGAGACAAGCCUAUGAGACAACGAGAAGAAUUCCACACGAGACUGAUGCAGAGACCGCCGCGACGAUCGGUGAGAUUGUGAGCAAGAGACGAGCCGAAGAGAUGAAGAGAUUACCGAGACGACGAUCGAGACGCGAGACGAGGGGGGGUGCGUUUCUUCAUUCAGGUGCGUUUACUUCAUCGGCGGCGUGAGAGACGGCGACGGGCGGGCAGGACGUUCUCUUAAUUCACACUCAUAUAGACCAUAACUUAGUUGAGAAGCGG